AGUGGCCGAGGCUGGCGAUCGCAGGCAGCGGCGGCAGCGGCAAGCCCCCACCGGACGGAUGAAUUAGAAAACCUGCUGUAAACCACCACCACCACCACCACCAGCCCCUUUUCUUUAAUUCAUUGUCUGUAUUGAAGAGUCGGGCUGUAAACACUGCUGCCCUCCUCUUGACACUGUGAGGCGGAUACAAGUCAGUGCUAAUUAUUCUGUGAAGCGAGUCCCCAGCGCAUCUCAGAUAACACAGCACUGCGGCUGCCCUGCUGCACGGCGGACCAACUGCAAGAGCUAUAAUAGGAAGGAAGAUUCACCAUGGGGAUCAAGGCUGCCCUCCCCAGAUAUGAGCUGUAUCUCUACACAGCUGUACUCGCUUUGGCCUUGAUAUGGGCAGGCAGUUGGAUUUUUGAAGCUUCAAGUGACAAUGUAAAUAGAAAGGCCUUCAAAGAAAGUGUGAAACCAGGAUGGCAUUACUUUGGCAGGAAAAUGGAUGUUGCAGACUUUGAAUGGAUGAUGUGGUUCUCUACAUUCCGCAAUCAUAUCCUUUUUGCUCUCACCGGUCAUGUGAUCUUUGCCAAGAUAUUCACCCUGAUAGCUCCAAAGAUUGGUGUAGAUGGAUGUAAGCACAGAUCCUUGAUCUUUGGUGUGUACGGUGGUUUGGCAGUCCUGGUCACAAUGGGCUGGACCUUCAUGGCUCUGGUUCUGUCUCACUGCAUCAUACUCUACAGUGUUGCUCUGGCCAAGAGGAAAUGGAUGUGCUUUGCCGCUGGCCUGACCACACUGGCCUCCAUCAAGCUGGAACCCUAUAACUCCUGGCAGGAAGCCUUGGUGACUGGCUCCUUCGACCUGCAAGACAUCCUGUUCUAUGGAGGCUGUGGCUUCAGCAUCAUGCGCUGCAUGAGCUUUGCUUUAGAGAACUGUGAAAAGAAGGACGGCAACCACACAUUCACUGACCUGCUGAAAUACAACUUCUACCUCCCCUUCUUCUUCUUUGGACCUAUCAUGACGUUCGACAGGUAUCAUGCCCAGGCGAACAACACCCAACUGACCCGCAAAGACAGGGAGAUGUGGAACAUCACCACCAAGGCUUUGUUGCACCUGGGAGUUAUUCUGGUGGUGGACGUGUUCUUCCACUAUCUUUACAUCUUGACAAUCCCCAGUGACAUGAAGCUGGUCACCAAGCUGUCUGACUGGUGUCUGGCUGGCCUGGCUUAUUCCAACCUGGUGUAUGACUGGGUGAAAGCAGCUGUGAUGUUUGGUUUCAUCAACACAGUGGCGACACUGGACCACCUGGACCCUCCUCAGCCCCCCAAGUGUAUCACCAUGCUCUAUGUCUUCGCUGAGACGCACUUUGACAGAGGCAUCAAUGACUGGCUGUGCAAGUAUGUUUAUGACUAUAUUGGUGGGGAUCAUGAUAAAAUCUUCAAAGAGUUCUUAGCAACCAUCUGCACCUUCACUAUCACCACCUUGUGGCUGGGCCCAUGUGAACUGGUUUACGUCUGGUCCUUUUUCAACUGCUUUGGGCUCAACUUUGAGCUGUGGGUGGCCAAGUUCUUCUCCCUUCCACCAUUUUCCACCAUUGAGGGUGCUAUGGGUGAAGCUAUGUCACGCAGGAUCCGUGGUGUUUUCAAUGCCGCCAACUUCUGGGCCAUCAUCCUCUACAACGUUCUCUCCCUCAACAGUUUGGAGUUUGCCAAAAUGGUUGGCAGGAGACUGAUUUUCAAAGGUUUUCCUCUGUCCACCCUCUCAGUGUUACUUGUGACCUACUGUGGCGUGCAGCUGGUGAAGGAAAGGGAGCGGCAACAAGCCCUGCUGGAUGAUCUGGUGCCGGUAAAGCCGGUCGAUGGCGGCAAAGAAAAAAAAGAAUAAACAGACAGAAAAACACAGAGUUUCACAGACUUCAUGGUCAACAGCCCUCUCACAUUGUUCCAUCCUUGGCCUUGCGAACUGUAACUGAAACAGACUGUAACAGCGAGUCAGCACCUACAUUGUUCAGAAGCCUGUGUUUUUUGCUUUUGUUUGUCAGAAGCGAGCCAAUGUUUUGAACUGUGAAAUAUCCACAAGUGCACUUGCUGUAGAUAAUCGCCACGUCCUCUGGCACAAACCCACCGAUGGUGCAUUUUUUAUUUUUAUUUUAUCCAAACAAAAGAUUGUUUAGCAAGUUAUAGGCCUGCGAAAUAUUUUAUGAAGCAAAAUGUAAUAUACAAGGACAUACAGUAUUGUAAAGGAACAACUACUGUGUUCUGUGGGGUUGUUUCCUGUGUUCAUUUUUGCUUUUCCUCAAAUUUGGACAUUCUUCCUUUUUUUUUUUAAAUUAUCGUCAACAUGAUUAUUUUUAGUCAGAUGGUGUUUCAAUUUUGCUUUGGAUGCCUUAGAUCCUAAUCAUCAUAAUAUUUAAUCAUUCUGAAAGGGUUAAAAACUUGAAAAAACUUGAAAUCAGGGUGCCACGAAUGGAGUGCAAUGAAGACAAUAAACAAAGGUUGCUGUGGAAGAUCCUCCACGCCGCUUGCAGUUGAUUCUAAAGUACCUUUGCUCUACUGUCACUAAGCAAAAAUACAAGUCACAAUGUAUAAGAUAAUCUAUUCUGACGUUGAUUGAGAAUCUAUUCAGUCUCUCAAAAUGGUGAAAAAUUGAAUGUAGUUCAACAGUCCAGAGAACAACAGCUUCCUCCCCUACCAUACCAUCUACAGGAGCUUACUGUAGUUGUGCCAUUUCAGGAUAUCUUUCUCCUCCCUCUUACCAGGUGAUCCAGGUCCUCAGUUCACUAUGAAAGGCAACAGGCCCAGCGGGGAAUAUGGGUCAGUCUUAUCCUGCCUGUCACCAAAAGCUGCUGUGUGUCUUCAGUGCAGCGCGUAGUGGGAAAUAAAAUCUUGCAGACUGUAACUCCUUUUCUCAUUAUAGGGUAUUUAUUCAAAAGUGUUUCAUUCAAAAAUUUGACUUGAAAUAAAGUUUUGUCGAGGAAAUUAAAAUGCUUGUAUUGCUACUUGCUUGGAUGUCUGAGCAUGGUCUACAUUAAAACCUUUAACAAUUUCAUUUUGUUUAAAUAGAUAGAGAUGGAGGUUAUCAUGACUGUGUUGAUAUGUUUUAUAGUGAGACAUUGUCAUCUAUCAUCACAAGAUGGCCUAGUUUGACCAAAGCUGAUCAGUCACGGCUGUCAAUACCCACGUGAUUACAUUAUGAUGAUAUAAAAAAAAGCAUUAAAGGCCCAAUGACCUAUGGUCCACCUAAACAGGUGUUUUCAUUCUCCAAAUA
Messenger RNA from Xiphias gladius (swordfish), 3246 nucleotides. It is a transcript of the gene hhatla, whose product is annotated as hedgehog acyltransferase like, a. Gene Ontology annotation, cellular component: endoplasmic reticulum. Gene Ontology annotation, biological process: negative regulation of N-terminal protein palmitoylation. The transcript has 14 exons. The record is from RefSeq and is a predicted model, not a curated record. Gene Ontology annotation, molecular function: acyltransferase activity. NCBI's taxonomy places the organism in Eukaryota, Metazoa, Chordata, Actinopteri, Istiophoriformes, Xiphiidae. Bases 310 to 1863 code for a protein of 517 amino acids.